AUGGCACAUCACAAGCCAUUGCCUUUCGGCCGGAACUGUCAUCUUCCAGUGAUUCGCCAAAACGACCAACACAAGGGAAAGAGGAGAGGUACUCACUAUAUGUUCUCUGGGCCUUUUAGAAAACAUGGAGUUGUUCCUUUGGCAACAUACAUGCGAAUCUACAAGAAAGGUGAUAUUGUGGACAUCAAGGGAAUGGGUGCUGUUCCAAAAAGAACGCCCCACAAAUGUCACCGUGGCAAAACCGGAAGAGUCUACAGUGUUACCCAGCAUGCUGUUGGCAUUGUUGGAAACAGACACGUGAAGGGCAAGAUUCUUGCUAAGAGAACUAAUGUACGUGUUGAGCACAUUAAGCACUCCAAGAGCCGGGAUAGCUUCCUGAAGCGUGUGAAGGAAAACGGUCAGAAAAAGAAGGAAGCCACGGAGAAAGGUACUUGGGUUCAACCGAACUGCCAGCCUGCCCCACCCAGAGAAGCACACUUUGUGAGAACCAAUGGAAAGGAGCCUGAGCUGUUGGACCCCAUUCCCUAUGAAUUCACGGCAUGAUAAAUGUAAAAAAAAUGAAAGACUU
This is a messenger RNA of Neofelis nebulosa (Clouded leopard), 568 nucleotides long. Its product is annotated as large ribosomal subunit protein eL21-like. Gene Ontology annotation, biological process: translation. The transcript has 2 exons. The record is from RefSeq and is a predicted model, not a curated record. The coding region runs from base 1 to 543 and encodes 180 amino acids. NCBI's taxonomy places the organism in Eukaryota, Metazoa, Chordata, Mammalia, Carnivora, Felidae. Gene Ontology annotation, molecular function: structural constituent of ribosome. Gene Ontology annotation, cellular component: ribosome; cytosolic large ribosomal subunit.